CGCGCAGGCGCGUUUCGCUCACCGGUUUAGUGAGGAGAGCUUGGAACCGGGUGGUCGGGAAUCCUGGGACCCGGCGGGGGAAGUUGCACGGCCUCCAAUCGUGAGUUUGAGGUCACUCCUGCCUGAACAGCUUCUGUGGACAUGGUCCUCUAGCUGGCAUCGGGUCCUGGCUGAUUGUCGUGUUAUGGAGGCAUCUUUGGGCAUUCAGCCAGAUGAGCAACAGCCCCUGUCCCCUUUGCAUGACCAGGUACAGACCGAUGGCUCGUUUAAAAAAUAUGAGCAGAAUUGCAGACUUACAGGGGUUGAAAAAGAUAUUGAGAAACUAUAUGAAGCAGUACCACAGCUUGGUAGUGUAUUUAAGAUUGAGGACAAAAUUGGAGAAGGUACCUUCAGCUCUGUUUACUUGGCCACUGCACAGUUAAAAAUGGGACUCGAAGAGAAAAUUGCUUUGAAACACUUAAUUCCUACAAGUCAUCCUAUAAGAAUCGCUGCUGAACUCCAGUGUCUUACUGUGGCUGGGGGGCAAGAUAAUGUCAUGGGAGUUAAGUAUUGCUUUAGAAAAAAUGAUCAUGUGGUUAUUGCAAUGCCGUAUCUGGAACAUGAGUCCUUUUUGGAAAUUUUGAAUUCUCUUUCCUUUCAAGAAGUUCGAGAAUAUAUGUUUAAUCUUUUUAAAGCCUUGAGACGUAUUCAUCAGUUUGGGAUUGUCCAUCGAGAUGUCAAGCCCAGCAACUUCUUGUACAACCGGCGCCUUAAAAAGUAUGCCUUGGUAGACUUUGGCUUGGCACAAGGAACCCGGGACACAAAAGUAGAGCUGCUCAGAAUGGUCCAGUCAGAAGCCCACCAGGAAAGAUGCUCACAACAUAAAGCUCACAUAGUCAUGGCAAACAAGGUUUCAGUGAGUGUCCCAGCACCAAAAGCGUUACCUCAGUCAUCCACUCAAACAGCUGCCAAAAGGCCCUACUCACACGCACAAAGUCAGACUAAACAAGGAAAAGACGGAAAGGAGGGAUCUGUAGGCCUUUCUGUCCAGCGCUCUGUUUUGGGAGAAAGAAAUUUCAAUAUACAAAGCUCCAUUUCACAUGAGAGCCCUGCUGCGAAACUCAUAAAGCAACCUAAACUUAUGGAUAUGACAUCUAGAAAGUUAGCGACAAAAAAGAAGGUGGUUUCUACAAAAACUGUGCCCAGUAACGUAACGAGGAAAACUGCCAGCGUUUGCCCACCCAACCUGACCUGUGACUGUUAUGCAACAGAUCAAGUUUGCAGUGUUUGCCUUUCAAGACGGCAGCAAGUUGCCCCACGAGCUGGUACACCGGGAUUCAGAGCACCAGAGGUCUUGACCAAGUGUCCCAAUCAAACUACAGCAAUUGACAUGUGGUCUGCAGGUGUCAUAUUCCUCUCUUUGCUCAGUGGACGAUAUCCAUUUUAUAAAGCAAGUGAUGAUUUGACUGCUUUGGCUCAGAUUAUGACAAUUCGUGGAUCCAGGGAAACUAUCCAGGCUGCUAAAACUUUUGGUAAAUCAGUAUUGUGCAGCAAAGAAGUCCCAGCACAGAACCUCAGGACCCUCUGUGAGAGGCUCCGGGGCACCCCCAGUUUGGCUGUUGAAAAGCAAGAAACCCAUGCUCAUGAAUCAACUCUGUCAUUGGGAAGUGACCAACAACUGAAGCUCCCUCUGCAGAUGGAGUGUCCAGGGAGCUCAUUUCAUGAAGAUGGCAGGGCUGCCUCAGGAGUGUCUAUGCGUGAGCCUCAAGCCAGUGUGAAAGGCUGGGAUCAAGUUCCUCAUGAAGCUUAUGACUUACUUGAUAAACUCUUAGAUCUGAACCCAGCUACCAGAAUAACCGCCCAGGAGGCACUGGUGCACCCGUUCUUCAGAGAAAUGAGUUUGUGAUUAGAGCACUCAGUUUGGCGUUUACUUGGUUAUUGUCUAAUGGGAAAUAAGUUCUUUGUAAUUUCCUUAAGUUUUUGAUUAGACACCAGACCCUGGUGGGUAAUGGGCGGGGGGAGUAUUUGUUCUCAUAACAAGUAAAAUGUUUUCUGUAUUGUUUUCAUGCAGUUUAUCAGAAAACUGCUACAAUUUAAAUAUCCUGAAGAGAUUACAGCAGUGUAUCACAAGGAUCAUAUACUAUGAGCAGGUGGGAUUUACCCCAGGAAUGCAGGGCUGGCUGAGUAUUAGGGAAACUGUCAGCAUAAUUGACCAUAUCCAUAACAAAACCAACAGAAGACAUGGUGGGCAGUGCCGUGGACUAAUCACAUGACUUGUCUAGUCUGCUCCACUAGAGUCUGAUGAGAUAGAAGCCAUUCCUGCCUAAAACACAGGACACAAGAGUACAAGCAUUAGGUUGGUUCACACAAGAAAGAUCAGGCAGCAAUUGGCCUGAAGCCUCUUUAUUCUUGGACGCCUUUCAUGAAAAUGAAAAUCAGUAAUAAGAACGUCUGAACUUGGUAAAAUAUUCAUUUUAAAUUGUCAGUUUUUCUUCUGUUUUGGAAACACAUUUUGUGUUUGUAUUUCAUGGCAAUGACUAUCUUUUUCUUGAGAGUGUUUUUCUUACUCCAUGCCCACAAUUACACAUUCUUUUUGGUACUUACGUGGUACGUAUCACCAGAAUUUCAGGAUAUUUUAUUCAGUAAUGAAUGGCAGUAGGUGUAGAGUCCAGAACUGAUGGCAGUAGAUGAAGAAGUUAAGUGAGUUAACUCAGAAUGUAGAGAACUAUAGGACUGGAGUGAAAAAACCCUUUGGGUUUCAUAAUUUUUUUCUUCUAAUGAUAGCCAAAGCCAUCAGGCCAUCUACAUCUUCAUUAUCCUGCUCUUGAAAACACUGGACCUUCACAUGGGAUGGUUCUGGUAGCGUUUGACCUGUGAAGAAAAGGUCGUGAAGAAAAACAUUAUUAUGGGCCAGGUAGAAAGGAGAGAAGAGGGAGAGAUGUGUCACACCGGGAUACACGCGCAUCGUUUCAUUUCCAUUCCAGCCCUGCUCCUGUGGACAAUCACAUACCAAGUUAUUGGCUGGUUUGAUAGGGAAGCUACUGGAGGUUAGGAAUCUACAGAAUUUACCCACUUGGUAGUUACGUUGUAUUUUGUUUUAUUACGAGAUCUCUGUGAGAGAGAAGGGGGCCUUCUUUGCUUGGACAAGAAAAUGUUCUCACUAAAGUCCCAUGUGAAGUGUCUUGUUCCCAAAUAGAUGACUGAAUUCUAGGGGGGUGUUUACAGAUACCACCACCUCAACGAUCUUAGUUUCUUCUCAUGCAACAGUUUUUUAAAAAGAAAAAAAAAGCCUUUGAAUGUGAAAUUAUAUAUUUGUAUGUCUAUUUAAUAAAGUUAC
This is a messenger RNA of Dromiciops gliroides (monito del monte), 3316 nucleotides long. RefSeq names its product cell division cycle 7 (gene CDC7). The coding region runs from base 185 to 1885 and encodes 566 amino acids. Gene Ontology annotation, biological process: mitotic DNA damage checkpoint signaling; protein phosphorylation. The transcript is spliced from 12 exons. Gene Ontology annotation, cellular component: nucleus. The record is from RefSeq and is a predicted model, not a curated record. Gene Ontology annotation, molecular function: ATP binding; protein serine/threonine kinase activity. Lineage: Eukaryota; Metazoa; Chordata; Mammalia; Microbiotheria; Microbiotheriidae.